CCAGGGGCUUUAAAAAGAGCACCAUUUUGUGCCGGCUAGUACGGAAGGCGGCGGGAUAUCGAUUAGUGUUGGGUGUCCCGUUGAAGUGAAAGAAGUUGCAGUGAGCAAAAGAAAAGAAAAGAAAAAAGUGCCUCUUCCUGCGCAGUUUAAAAAAAAAAAAAAAGGUCGGCGGCCGGCGGCAGAAUAUAGUAACGAAGCAGCAGGGACUGAUCCCUCGCCAACUCUCUCGGCCGCAGUAGCUGUUCGACGGCAGACGGCGGCGCUGGAGAGACCGCGAGCGAGUCGCCGCCACCGCCGCGGCGCGAGGAAGACGAUGAAGCACGAAGGAGCUGGAGCCGCCGCCGUCACCAGCAGUCAUGGAGCGGCUGCCGCCGCUACUGCCGUCACCGCCCCAGGGGGAUUGGGACUACCGAGCUCCGACGUGGCGGCGGCGGCGGAGAAAGUUGUCCACUCCCGCUCGCAGGUGCUGUUCGGCGGCGGCACUAAGGCUCUGGGCGACGCCUUCAAGCUCCUGGUGCCCAAGUCGACGGAAUUCAUGAGCUCGGACGCCGAGCUGUGGAACUUCCUGUGUAGCCUCAAGCACGAGUUCUCGCCGGUCAUUCUCCGGAGCAAGGACGUCUAUGGGUAUGCCUCCUGCCGGGCCUUAGUGCCGGACUUGCCCCGAGGCUUUGCGGCGCCGGCGUCGACGGGCAGAACAGAUCGGCCGUGGAGGAGAGCCGCCGCCAGGGGGAGGCGCCUGCGAGUCGCUGUGGCCGCCGGCGGAGGCGACACCAAGAACAGAGGCGGCGGCGCAAAGAGGACGGCCAAGAAGCGCUGCAAAGAAGUGGUCCCUUCAGCCCCAGAGGCGACGGCGCCGACGCCUGAGGCUUCCCCCUGCGGUGGCGAGGGCCGUCAAGAGCACACACAGCAGCAGCCCCAGGUGGAAUUCGAGAAAGAGAAGCCGGCGUCUCCUGUCCCGGUAGUUUUGCCCUUACCACCGUGGACUCCCUUUGAGGGCAGGUCCCUCGAGGAGAUCUGGAGGGCGGCCACCCCCGGCCUCACCUCCUUCCCCACCAUCAAAGUGCGCGGAAACGUGUGGAACCGGCGCAACUUAGAAGCCAUGCGGCGCAGGGCGCAGCGCAUCUUGCAGGUCAACCUGGCGCCCGUAGUGAUGGUCCGCCGCUUCCCGGUGAUCGGAUGUUGAGGGGUAAUUGUUCCUCGAAGGAAUCGCGAAUGAUGCCUUCGUAACCCCACGUUAUCUGCCCCAUGGACUGAAGGGAGGAAAGAACUAAGGCUUGGGAUGUUUUCCCCCCCACGAUACAGCGAACAAACGAAGGGGGGCAAAUAUCAGUCAGCUGUUUACAAUUUCUGGAUUGUGUCCUCUUUUAUUCAAUGAACUGCACUUUAGGGGGAAGUCUGAGGGAUGUCGCCCCUUUCCUAUCCCUCUUCACUUCUGGAUCGGAAGCCUGCCCCCAGGUGGCUACUUUCCUACUUCACACACAAGGCUAUGAUCCACAGUAAAGACUCUUCUGCUUACCUUGGGCUGAGGGGGCUACUUGGCAUGGAGAAGAGAGGCAGUCUUGUUUCCUUUACCCUGGAGUCACUUUUCUUACUUCCCAUUGGAUUACCUCACUAGUUUGGUAAAGAGAUCAGUUGCUUCCCCCUUUUCCAAAGGAACUUUCUGACCUACCACAAUGAAAUGCCAAUUAAUUUUUUUAAGAAGUAGCCAACGGACUAUUAUGUAUGACUUUUGUGCAGUUGCACUAUAUGCUCAGGGUUACUUGAAUAUACUUAGUGUUUUCAGUUUCAAAUGACUGACUUAAGCUUUGACCAAGGAUGCUCAAGGAAUGAAGACUUAACAGCUUAUGGCUGACUUGAUGGUGCAAAAUGUUUCACUCCUUUUGUUCUUCUUUAAUUUUUUUUGUAAAUAAGUUGGACUUGGUGAUGACAAACUUUCAAUAUAAAGGUCAAAUGUUUUUUAUGUAAUAAAGUUUUAUAGCUGAAAUGAACUAGUAUUUCUAAUACAGCUUCUAAAAAUGAAAAUUGUAUUGGAUACAACAAUUUUAUAUAAUCUUUACUUUAGAGAAGCUCUUAAUCAAAUGAAAACU
Molecule: messenger RNA, 2087 nt
Organism: Rhineura floridana
Lineage: Eukaryota; Metazoa; Chordata; Lepidosauria; Squamata; Rhineuridae
Gene: CCDC71L
Product: coiled-coil domain containing 71 like
Exons: 1
Coding region: 314-1183 (289 amino acids)
Source: RefSeq, a predicted model, not a curated record